Messenger RNA from Cataglyphis hispanica, 1290 nucleotides. RefSeq names its product breast cancer metastasis-suppressor 1-like protein (gene Brms1). Gene Ontology annotation, molecular function: histone deacetylase binding. The record is from RefSeq and is a predicted model, not a curated record. Gene Ontology annotation, biological process: negative regulation of transcription by RNA polymerase II. Bases 169 to 861 code for a protein of 230 amino acids. The transcript is spliced from 3 exons. Gene Ontology annotation, cellular component: Sin3-type complex. NCBI's taxonomy places the organism in Eukaryota, Metazoa, Arthropoda, Insecta, Hymenoptera, Formicidae.
AGCCUUUUCUCUGCUCUUUUCAGUUUGUUUCAGUUGGUACAAGAGUCUUUACUCGAUCGCAUCUCUCUGUUUGUCGAGUAUCGUCGAAUACACGAAAAAGUAUUUUUUUUUUUUUAAGAAUUAUUCUACGGAAUUUUUAAAACCAAAUUGUAUAUAUUACGUAUAUAAAUGCCAAGCGUUAAGGAUGAAUCGGAGGCAGAAGGGGAGGAGAUGUCCCAUGACAGUAACGAAAGUAAUCAGAGUUCUGUAUCAUGUGACAGUAGUGCAGAACACACUGACAGUGAUGAUUCUUCAGAGAUGGAUGAGGAUGAAUGUGAGAGGAGACGUAAUGAAUGCAUGGAAAACUUAUUAGAUCUAGAAAGACAGUUUACUCUUCUCAAAGAACAACUGUAUCGAGAAAGAAUUACACAAGUGGACACAAAACUUGGAGAAGUACGUGUUGGAAAAUCUGAAGAAUAUCUAAUACCACUAGAACGACUAAAGGAAAACAUGAAAACAAAAACAGAAGUUGCUGGAAUAUUGAAACAGUACAGGUUGCAAAAUAUACAAAAUAAAUUUCUAGCAGAAGAGCAGGCUGCCUUGCAAAAUUUUGAAAGUGAGAAAGGACUAAUUUGGGAUUGUAUUCAUAACGAUCUCCAAGACAAGAUUCGCCGUUUAGAGGAAGAUAGAAACAAUGUGGACAUACAUGCGGAUUUAUGGCUUAAUACGACUGGUAGGAGACGCAGAAAUCAUACGGAGAGAAGGCGAGCAGUUUCCGUUGCAGGUCCAUACAUUGUUUAUAUGCUCAACGAUGCGGAUAUAUUAGAGGAUUGGGCGUUAAUAAAAAAAAGUUUAAGCAGUUGGAAAACGGAAAUAAUGUAAUUUUUACUUGAACAUCCAAAGAUAAUAUUUUCGACAUGAAUAUUAUGCGUCCAUCUUUCAUAAGAAUAGAGAUUUCGUCCAAAAUUGGUUUGAAAUCAGAGAAAUACAUUUUCCAUGUUGGCGUUCAUUGCGCGUGUAAUGUUUGUACAGUGUGCCUUGAAUAAAAUAAAGGUAGUUAUUUGUUUUAAGAACCUCUCGACUCUAGAUAAAUGAGAAGUGGUCUCUUAAAAUAAGAAAAAAAAAAUGCCAAAAUAAACAUCAAAUUUAUUGAUGUAUGUACUUCUGUAGUAAUACAGAAAGAUUCUCAUUAAUGUAGGAAAAUUAUUUACACAUGAUUGUGCCGUCAAUGAGAGCAAAGCGUAGCUCGUGAAAAAACAAAUAUUUACUGUAUAUUAAUUUUACUUAAUAAAACAAAUUAUAUAUCAAUGA